Molecule: messenger RNA, 1505 nt
Organism: Neopsephotus bourkii (Bourke's parrot)
Lineage: Eukaryota; Metazoa; Chordata; Aves; Psittaciformes; Psittacidae
Gene: GPR50
Product: G protein-coupled receptor 50
Exons: 2
Coding region: 353-1120 (255 amino acids)
Biological process (GO): G protein-coupled receptor signaling pathway
Cellular component (GO): membrane
Molecular function (GO): melatonin receptor activity
Source: RefSeq, a predicted model, not a curated record
GUGCCUGCUUCUGCUUGGGCAACGUUUGGCAGCCUGUGUUCAGAGUGCUCUGCAAACAUCUCGUCGUUCUGAUAAGUACAUGCUGAAGCACGAGGUGGAUGAGGGGUGGUUUAUGGCUUGUGCUAACGAUCUUGAUUGGAGCUGCUUGCUGCUAACAGCUCCUGCCUGAGCACCUCCCUGCACCUGGAUCCCUAAGUUAGGCAGGAGCAAGCAGUCACAGCCCUGUUAGAGCUGGCAGUUAAGUCUCUUGGGUGGCAACAUCUUUGUCGUCAGUUUGUCAGUUGCAGACCUUGUAGUUGCAGUUUAUCCAUACCCUCUGAUCUUGAGUGCCAUUUUCCACAAUGGAUGGACCAUGGGAAAUGUCCACUGCCAGAUAAGCGGGUUCCUGAUGGGCUUAAGUGUCAUUGGAUCCAUUUUCAACAUCACAGCGAUUGCAAUCAACCGCUACUGCUACAUCUGUCACAGCCUUCGGUAUGAUAAGCUUUUCAACCUGAAGAACACCUUCUGCUAUCUCUGCUUGACCUGGAUACUCACAGUGGUGGCAAUUGUGCCAAACUUCUUUGUUGGCUCUUUGCAGUAUGACCCCCGGAUUUACUCCUGCACCUUUGCACAGACAGUGAGUACCUCAUACACCAUCACAGUGGUGGUGGUUCACUUCAUCGUCCCACUAUCCAUCGUGACAUUUUGCUACCUGCGGAUCUGGAUUUUGGUGAUUCAAGUCAAACACCGGGUGAGACAAGAUUGCAAGCAGAAGCUCAGAGCAGCUGACAUCCGGAAUUUCUUGACUAUGUUUGUAGUUUUUGUCCUUUUUGCUGUGUGCUGGGGACCAUUAAAUUUUAUUGGCCUUGCUGUUUCAAUUAAUCCUUCACAUGUGCAGCCACACAUUCCAGAAUGGCUUUUCGUCCUGAGCUAUUUUAUGGCCUAUUUUAACAGCUGCCUUAAUGCUGUGAUUUAUGGGCUUCUUAACCAGAAUUUCCGGAGGGAAUACAAGAGGAUACUGCUGACACUCUGGACUCCCAGGUUUCUGUUCAUCGAUCUGUCCAAGGGUGGGACAGAAGGGAUGAAAAGCAAGCCAUCUCCAGCUGUAACAAACAACAACCAAGUUGAAAUGCAUUUAUGAGUCAGAACAGUACUAUUUAUUCUGGAUUACAGUUGUAUAUAUAGUGCAGAAGAGCCUUUCUAUGUGUGCAUUUCACAGCUGGUGUUGCUGGGCUGCUCAUGCAAGGAAGGAGUCUGCUACCUUUCAUGUUUAGCUUAUUGCUGCGACAUCAAGGCUUUGAAUAGUUUUCAGAAUGGAAAUGACUGAUCUUUAUUUAUUUUAUUUUAAUAUGCCAUCUUUCACCAUGUGCCUAUCUAAUAGGUUUGGUUGCUUUUGCCACAGGCAUUCAGUAUGCAUGGAGAAAUGCAGUUAUGCUUGAAAUGCAGUCUUCAAGAGCUGGCAAAAUUGCUGUAUAUUACAAACAAACCCGUCUCCCCUCACUCUGAAUUCUAUUUUUUAGCAUUAA